Talaromyces stipitatus ATCC 10500 is the source of this 1056-nucleotide messenger RNA. RefSeq lists its product as uncharacterized. The coding region runs from base 1 to 1056 and encodes 351 amino acids. Gene Ontology annotation, molecular function: gamma-glutamylcyclotransferase activity. The transcript has 2 exons. NCBI's taxonomy places the organism in Eukaryota, Fungi, Ascomycota, Eurotiomycetes, Eurotiales, Trichocomaceae. The record is from RefSeq and is a predicted model, not a curated record.
AUGACAGACUGGUCUACAAUCACAAUGACUCCCACCCCGAAAUACCCUCGUCCUCCCCCAACCUCCCCAGACAGACUACAACUCGGGCGAGAUCCAACCUCGAUAGACGCAGACCCAAAUCUAUACUACUCCAUCUGCUCAACCCGCCAAACAUGUUUCGACAGGACCAUCACCACAGACGAAAAUCCUGAAAAAACAGUUCUAUACUUAGCAUACGGCUCGAAUCUAUCCAUCGAAAAAUUCCGUGGUGAUCGAGGCAUUGCGCCGCUUUCGCAGGUGAAUGUGUACGUGCCGGAGCUGAGGCUUACGUUUGAUUUGGCUGGGAUACCAUAUCUGGAGCCUUGUUUUUCGGGGACGCAAUACCGGACUGUUGAUAAUACACAUGUCAUUCAAGAACGAUAUAAGGAUAUAGUCGACGAUGAUAUCCUCGAAAAGAAAGAAAUAGAUCUCGAAUCAGGCCAUUACCUGAUCCAAAAUCGGGGGUAUAACAAAGACCAAUGGCACAAACCUCUCAUCGGAGUCGUAUACGAAGUCACACUCUCCGAUUACGCACACAUAAUCGCAACCGAAGGCGGCGGAAAUGGAUACGUCGAUAUUGUGACUCCCUGCUUCCCAUUCCCUUCUACUACUACCGGGGAAUACAAUCCCAACGAUCCAACGCCAGAUGUGCCGAGUGGUACGGCAUUUAUGGCUCAUACACUGUUAUCGCCGCCGAAAUCAGCGUAUGGACCGAAUAGUCAUCUUGUUCGUCCCGUACCGUCGUAUGCGCAGCCGUCGGCGAGAUACUUGAAGUUGAUGACCGAUGGAGCUGCGGAGCUGGAUUUUCCAGUGACGACGUUUGGACAAGGGGUCGGGCAGAAGUUGGCGUUAUACGUUUUGAUUCCGUUGAUGCUAGUUUUUAUUCGGUUGGGAGAGUUGCUUGCGGAUGAUGAUGGGAUUACACCAAGUUGGUUGGGGAGGAUAUUUGAUAUUAUCAGAGAGUUGACAUGGAGGAUUUACGAUGUUGUUUUGGUUAAAGUGUUGGGGGAUGGGGAGAGGAGUAUUGAUGAUAUAUAG